GUGACGUCACGUCCGGUGGCGCCAUGUUGGCGGCGCUGAGGCGCUGCUGCCCGGGGCCGGGCCUGGCGGCCGCGCUCGGCCCGGGGCCCUUCCCGGGGCCCUUCCCGGAGCCCUUCCCGGGCUCCUGCCCCUGCCCGGGGCCCUGCCCCGCUCGGGGGCCGCUGCUGGUCCCGGCGCGGGGCCGCAAGACGCGGCACGACCCUCCCGCCAAGUCCAAGGCGUCGCGGCUGAAGGUGCCGCCGCCCGUCGACCCCGAGGAGCUGCUGGUGGUGCUGGAGCGGUACCGGCUGCACCGGCGGGUCCUGGGCGCCCUCCGGGCCGAGUUCCGUGCCGAGGCGCUGCAGCGGCGGCGGGCGGCGCUGGCGUCCCGGGAGGACUCGGCGGAGCUGCAGGAGCAGCACCGGCAGCUGAUGGCCUGGAACCGCGCCGAGAACGCCCGGCAGCGCCAGCGCAGGGAGGAAAGGCUUAGGGAAGAAGAAGAAGAGCAGAAGAGGCAGAAGCUUCAGGCUGCAGAGAACAAGGCCAGGAUGAUGGAGGCGUUCCUGAAGGAGAAGGAGAAGGAAGUUCUCCAGCUGCAGGAGGAAGCCAAAACCUUCAUCACCCCCGAGAACCUGGAGGCGCGGAUCCAGCAGUGCCUGGACAACCCGCGCAACUACAACUUCGCCAUCGACAGGGACGGGCGGAUCGUCAAGCGCACCGUGCUGUCCUAGGAGCCCCGGCCUCAGCCUGUCCCUGCCUCCUCCUUUCUUCCUUCUGACGCCUAUAAACCCACCUCAGGGUGGUUGGAGGAA
Molecule: messenger RNA, 791 nt
Organism: Apus apus (common swift)
Lineage: Eukaryota; Metazoa; Chordata; Aves; Apodiformes; Apodidae
Gene: MRPS26
Product: mitochondrial ribosomal protein S26
Exons: 4
Coding region: 24-710 (228 amino acids)
Cellular component (GO): mitochondrial small ribosomal subunit
Source: RefSeq, a predicted model, not a curated record